AUGCACUAUAAGUCCGACAUAUUGGCAGAGAUGACCAACUUUACACUUUACUACACCCUAUUUUUGACCAUACCAUCGGUGGUGUCCUCGCUAUUUUUGGGCGCCUGGACCGACAAGUACCAGCCCGCCAAAAAGGCCUUGCUUAUUAUCGGAGCCUUUGUCGGCAUUUGCGAAGCAGUUAUUAAUGUCAUAAACGUUUGCUUAUAUGAUAUUUCGCCAUAUUAUGCACUAUUAAGUGUUAUCCCAAAUAUAUUCUCGGGAGGAAUGUUGGGUCAGAUCACCGCCUUUUGGUCGUAUAUAGCGCUUACAACUCCCCGCAAAUACCUGUCCUUAAGAAUGAUUUUUGCAGAACUCAUGAUGUCUUUAGCCUCGCCAGUGGGCACAUACGUUGGUGGGGCCGUACUUAACACCAGUCCCUUGAGCGCUGACCAGGGCCAGUUGCACAACUACAUCGGCGUGUAUAUUAUAUGCGGUGUGGCUUACCUACUGGCGCUCGUGUGGGCCAUAUUCAAGGUGGACGAGAAGCGGGAUAUGGAGGAGUUUGAGCGC
This is a messenger RNA of Oppiella nova, 549 nucleotides long. Lineage: Eukaryota; Metazoa; Arthropoda; Arachnida; Sarcoptiformes; Oppiidae. The record is from the annotation of a GenBank genome assembly.